AUAAAAAGAACAAACCCUCUCCAGCAGAUACAACUGACCAAGAAAGAGAAACAGCCCUCAGCUCUCCUGAAAACAGCCAACAGGAACACCUCCGCUGAUGACGCCGAGCUAAAGGCUCUCUGCUCCAAACUAACUACUGAAGACUUGUCCACUCCUAGACUUUCUUCUUUCCUUAGUUAGCUCGCUCUCUCUCUAGACUCCGCCAUGCCUCCUCAGCUCCAGUCCCAGAACCAGAGUGGACCCAGGGUCCUGCAGGGCGACCUCAGCACCCUCAGCCCGGCCGUCAAGGAGUUUGUGGAGGCCAACGUGACUCUGUGUCAACCUGACUCCCUCCACAUCUGCGACGGCUCCGACGAGGAGAACCGCGCCAUCCUGACCCAGCUGGAGGAGCAGGGGAUGAUCAAGAAGCUCAAGAAAUAUGAAAACUGCUGGUUGGCCAGGACCGACCCGAGGGACGUGGCUCGUGUGGAGAGUAAGACGGUGAUCGUGACCAGGGAACAGAGGGACACGGUGCCCACAACGCUUGGAGGUGGAGUCAGUCAGCUUGGCCGCUGGAUGUCCCCAGAAGAGUUCGACAAAGCCAUGACUCAGCGGUUCCCCGGCUGCAUGAAAGGUCGUACCAUGUAUGUGAUUCCCUUCAGCAUGGGUCCAGUAGGUUCCCCUCUCUCUAAGAUUGGGGUGGAACUGACUGACUCUCCCUACGUGGUGGCCAGUAUGAGGGUGAUGACCCGUAUGGGGAAGGCUGUGCUGUCCGCCCUGGGGAACGGCGAGUUUGUCCGAUGUUUGCACUCCGUCGGCUGUCCGCUGCCGCUCAGAAAGCCCCUGGUGAACAACUGGCCCUGUAACCCAGAGCAGACGUUAAUUGCCCACAUCCCAGACCGCAGGCAGAUCGUCUCAUUUGGUAGCGGUUAUGGAGGAAAUUCCCUGUUGGGAAAGAAGUGCUUCGCCCUGCGCAUCGCCUCACGCAUCGCCAAGGAGGAGGGCUGGCUGGCCGAGCACAUGCUGAUCCUGGGUAUCACCAACCCGGCUGGCGAGAAGAAGUACAUGGCAGCAGCCUUCCCCAGCGCCUGCGGGAAAACAAACCUGGCCAUGCUCUGUCCCACACUGCCGGGCUGGAAGGUUGAGUGCGUGGGAGACGACAUCGCCUGGAUGAAGUUUGAUGACCAAGGCAACCUGCGUGCCAUCAACCCAGAAAACGGCUUUUUCGGCGUUGCACCUGGCACCUCAGCCAAAACCAACCCCAACGCCAUGGCAACCAUUGUCAAGAAUACCAUCUUCACCAAUGUUGCGGAGACCAGCGAUGGCGGUGUGUACUGGGAGGGAAUGGAUCAGUCGCUGCCUGAGGAGAUCACCAUCACAUCCUGGAAGAACGAGCCCUGGAGCUCGGAAGACGGCGAACCCUGUGCUCAUCCCAACUCUCGUUUCUGCACUCCCGCCGGUCAGUGCCCCAUCAUCGACCCACUGUGGGAAUCCCCGGAGGGAGUCCCCAUUGAGGCCAUCAUUUUUGGAGGGCGCAGACCAGAAGGCGUCCCUCUGGUGUAUGAGGCUUUCAGCUGGCAGCACGGCGUGUUUGUCGGAGCAGCCAUGAGAUCAGAGGCCACUGCUGCAGCUGAACACAGAGGAAAGGUAAUCAUGCACGACCCGUUCGCCAUGCGCCCCUUCUUCGGCUACAACUUCGGACAGUACCUCUCUCACUGGCUGAGCAUGGCGGACCGCCCCGGCGCCAAGCUCCCCAAGAUCUUCCACGUCAACUGGUUCCGCAAGAGCCCCACCGCCGGCUUUCUCUGGCCCGGCUUCGGCGACAACAUCCGCGUCCUGGACUGGAUGUUCAGGCGGGUGAACGGCGAGGCCGGCGCCAUGCCCUCCGCCGUGGGCUACCUGCCGUGCCGCGACUCCCUGAACCUCCAGGGUCUGCGGGGCGACGUGGACCUGGACGAGCUGUUCUCCCUGGAUCAGGAGUUCUGGCAGAGGGAGGUGGAGGACGUGAGGGGGUACUUCACCACGCAGGUGAACGACGACCUGCCCAACGAGGUGGCCCGGCAGCUGGAGCUCCUGCACCAGAGAGUCAAGCAGAUGUAAAGGAAGAUUACAAAAAAAAAAAAAAAAAAAAAAAAAGAGGGAAAGAACCACGUGUAAGCGAUUUCAGGCGUGUUGAUAAUCCUAGAACAACAUGCCUCUAAUUCUAGAUCAGUAUUCUAGUCGUUCCAGAACAUAUCAGAAAUUCAAGAAAAACAGAACUUUAAUAAUUCUGAAACCACGAACGGAAUGUGAGUAAUUCUAGAAUAUCUCCCUGUUCUUUUACUGAGUCUUUUUUUUUUUUUUUUUUUUUUUUUAUUAGGGGCUCAAUUUUUUUUUUUUUUUUUACAAAGGAUUCCUUUCUUACAAAUUCAUUCAAAGAGGAGCAUGUUCUUCUCUGAUAAUUUUUUUAGCUUUAUACUUAAAAAAAAAUGAAAAAAAUCCUGCUUAGUUCAUACUGUAGUUAGAAAUCCUCUCUGUUUUGAGAUUAUUUUUCUGAAAAUGUUGACAAUGUAAAAAAUUCACCUGGGAAUGUUGAGAUGGUUCCAAGCCCGCUUGUCCGAAUAGGAAUUAUUUUCCUUUCUAUCCAUUCACAUGCUGUUGUAGCAGCGAAGGGUUUUAAACUGUUGUUGUUCAAGUGUAUUGUCCUGCUGCACCACUGAUAUUUAAUAAUAACUUAUUAUGAAUGCACAUCAUACUGUCCCUCCCAUGUGGAUUUGUAUGGCACAGAAAGAGUCCAGGUUAGCUCAGCUCCAGUCAUGUUUGAUCUCUCAAACAUGGGAGAAAUACAGGUUUUCUGCUCCUGUCAUAUUUUUUUGCCUUAAUUUAUUUUUAUACUGUGUUGGUAUCUCUUGGUCAUGUGUUGUUGUCAUCUUUAGCCCCCAGUGGGUGAACACAACAAUAAAGGUAUUUAAACUUA
Molecule: messenger RNA, 2935 nt
Organism: Toxotes jaculatrix (banded archerfish)
Lineage: Eukaryota; Metazoa; Chordata; Actinopteri; Toxotidae
Gene: pck1
Product: phosphoenolpyruvate carboxykinase 1 (soluble)
Exons: 10
Coding region: 205-2079 (624 amino acids)
Biological process (GO): cellular response to glucose stimulus; cellular response to dexamethasone stimulus; cellular response to insulin stimulus
Cellular component (GO): mitochondrion; cytosol
Molecular function (GO): manganese ion binding; phosphoenolpyruvate carboxykinase (GTP) activity; GTP binding
Source: RefSeq, a predicted model, not a curated record